Messenger RNA from Pyrus x bretschneideri (Chinese white pear), 1156 nucleotides. Its product is annotated as V-type proton ATPase subunit D-like. Gene Ontology annotation, cellular component: proton-transporting V-type ATPase complex; vacuolar membrane. Gene Ontology annotation, molecular function: proton-transporting ATPase activity, rotational mechanism. Lineage: Eukaryota; Viridiplantae; Streptophyta; Magnoliopsida; Rosales; Rosaceae. The record is from RefSeq and is a predicted model, not a curated record.
UUUCGCCCGCUGACGCAUACACUGACAAUACCCGAACAAAUCCAUCAAUCAUUUUUAUUUUUAUUUACAUUUGAACUGCUCGCUCCAUACACCUGACCUCUCUUUCUUCCACUCACCGGCGGCCAUUUUUCGGUCCGGCGAUACCUCUUCCCGCCAUUAGCUGAAGCCGGUAACACCAGAUCUUUGUAAUCAUGUCUGGCCAAAGCCAACGCUUGAAUGUAGUUCCUACCGUUACUAUGCUUGGAGUUAUGAAAGCUCGCCUUGUUGGUGCAACAAGAGGUCAUGCUCUCCUCAAGAAGAAGAGCGAUGCUUUAACAGUGCAGUUUCGUCAGAUUCUUAAAAAUAUUGUGUCGACCAAAGAAUCCAUGGGAGAUGUCAUGAAAAACUCCUCCUUUGCCCUUACUGAAGCCAAGUACGUUGCUGGCGAGAACAUCAAGCACAUCGUUCUCGAGAAUGUCCACAAUGCCACUAUUAAAGUUCGAUCAAGGCAAGAGAAUGUUGCUGGUGUAACUCCAAAGUUCGACUAUUUUACCGAAGGUGAGGCCAAGAACGACCUCACUGGAUUGGCAAGAGGUGGACAACAGGUCCAGCUCUGCCGUGCUGCUUAUGUGAAAGCAAUCGAGGUUCUCGUGGAGCUUGCUUCACUUCAAACAUCAUUUUUAACUCUUGACGAAGCAAUCAAGACCACAAACCGUCGUGUCAAUGCUCUGGAGAACGUUGUGAAGCCUAGGUUGGAGAAUACAAUAAGCUAUAUCAAGGGGGAGUUGGAUGAGCUCGAAAGAGAGGACUUCUUCCGGCUGAAAAAGAUACAGGGUUAUAAGAAGCGAGAAAUUGAGAGACAAAUGGCAGCAGCCAGGAACUUUGCCAACGAGCAGGUUGCGGAAAAGUUAUCGCUGAAGAAGGGCAUUUCCCUAAAUUCAGCUCAGAACUUGUUGUCUGCGGAGAGGGACGACGACAUCAUUUUCUGAUUCGGAUGCUAGUUUUAUAUGCUUGUGCUUACUUCGUUCUGCAGAGGAUUUCUAUUAAUAUUUAGCCGGACCGUCUUAUAUUCUGAAUAAAAGCUCCAUUCGGUUCAUGUGUGUUCCUAUUUAUUGUGAAUUAUUCGUACCAAAACUUACAUUAGUUCAAGGUUUUGAAAUAUUUGUUGAUUAUAAGA